CCAGGAAAAAUGGCGGAGGCAGCGGCGGUCCCCCCGCAUCGGUUCUUCUGUCACUGUUGUAAGGGUGAAGUGAGCCCUAAACUCCCGGAAUAUAUCUGCCCAAGAUGUGACUCGGGAUUCAUCGAAGAAGUGACAGAAGAUUCCAGUUUUCUAGAAAACAGUGCAAAUGGUUUAGACGACACAGCCACACAGUUUGCAGAGCUCUGGCGCCUGUUGUUUGUGGACAGGCCGUUCACAGUAGACCUCGACAGCCCAGACUCAGAGCCCCGGGUGCCGGGUGGUGGUGGCGGCGGCGGCGGUGGCGGCGGUGGCGGCGGAGGCCUGGGCCUGGGCGUGGGGAGCUUUGGCGGCUCAGUCCCCGGGGGGUUGGGGGGUUCCCUGGGGAGCCCGCUAGGAGCCGGCGCCGGCGCUGGCAGCGAGCACUGGGGUCUGGGUCGCCCUCCGCGCGUCCACACGCAGAGGCGGUACCGGUCCAGAGGCAGCAGUCGACCCGACCGGUCCCCAGCUGUGGAAGGAAUAGUACAGCAGUUUCUCGCUGGUCUCUUUGCCAAUUCAGGAGUUCCAGGCUCCCAGCCUCUCCCAUGGAUGUUGCACUCAAAUCCUGGAGACUAUGCCUGGGGACAGGGUGGACUGGAUGCAGUAAUCACACAGUUACUGGGCCAGUUUGAGAACACAGGCCCUCCUCCGGCGGAGAAGGAGAAGAUCUCGUCCCUCCCCACGGUCGUCAUCUCUCAGGAACAGGCCGACACUAAUAUGGAGUGUCCGGUGUGUAAGGAGGAUUACUCUGCUGGGGAGCCCGUCAGGCAGUUGCCUUGUAACCACUUCUUCCACAGUGAAUGCAUCGUGCCCUGGCUGGAGCUGCAUGACACGUGUCCAGUGUGCAGGAAGUCCCUGAGUGGUGAAGACAGCUGCGCUCAGACGCCCACAGAACCCUCGUCCCACAGCACCGACCCACGCACACAGGAGAGAUGGUCUUUCUGAAGGACCAACACACACACACACACACACACACUCCCUGUGACCGCAUCCUUCAGUACUGACCCUCUCCCACAGUAGUCAGCGUCUUUCUGGAAUCACACACACCACACACACAUGCACCCUCCAUGGACACCAUUGUCCCCGUAUCUCUGAAUUACUUACACACACAGCCCUCAACCUUUCCUCAAUGCACACAGGAGAGAUUGCCUUUCUGAAGAAUACAAACACACACACACACACACACACACAAACUCCACCUGUACCCAGGAACAUCCCUUGCACAGGAGACAGUUACUGUUUGAAUUACACCAACACGCACCACACACACACACACACAUUUUGACUGUCUGCCUGUUUGGAUGUGUGCACCAGCCUCUCUCAUGUGUCAGUGUGUACAUACUACUGUGAACCUCACAGACCGGCCCUCUGGCUCUUGCGCUCGCUCUCUCUCUCUCUCUCUCUCUCAGCCUCUUUAUCCCUCCAUCACUGUUCUCUCUCAGCCUCAGCCUCCAUCUCUGUUCUCUCACUCUCUCAGCCUCUUUAUCCCUCCAUCCCUCUCUCUCAGCCUCAGCCUCCAUCUCUGUUCUCUCUCUCUCUCAGCCUCUUUAUCCCUCCAUCACUGUUCUCUCUCAGCCUCAGCCUCCAUCUCUGUUCUCUCUCUCUCUCUCUGCCUCUAUUCCUCCAUCUCCAUACCUCUCUCUCACUCUCUCCACGCCGCUACUGUGCAGUGGGCAGCAGCGGGCAGUGACACAGACGCAGACCUGAUCUGACCUGGUGUGACCUGGAAGUAAAUCCUGUCAGAGCUGGCCCUGGACCAACCUCUGCUGCUGCUGCUGCUGCUGUUGUGUGUGUGGCCACUGGCGCUCACUCAUUGUGUUAUUCCAAACGCAGAGGUCACAAUGCUCUCUUAGAGCAGCUACGCCCUCUCAGAGCAAUCUGGAGUUUUUACCUCCUUCCCCUCAUCCGUGCACUCAUCCCUUGCUUUCUCUCCUUCCCUCAUCCGUGCACUCAUCCCUUGCUUUCUCUCCUUCCCUCAUCCGUGCACUCAUCCCUUGCUUUCUCUCCUCCUCAUCCGUGCACUCAUCCCUUGCUUUCUCUCCUCCUCAUCCGUGCACUCAUCCCUUGCUUUCUCUCCUCCUCAUCCGUGCACUCAUCCCUUGCUUUCUCUCGCUCCGUUGCAAAGGGAUGCAAAGGUAACCUCAGUGCUUGCUGAGUUCACGCCUCCAACAUACACCACUCUGCCUUCCUCCCUCUGUCACUCGUUCUUUUCUGUUUACCUGUCUGUCUGUCUUCCUCCCUCCCUCCCUCUCUCUCACUUGUUCUUCUUUGUUUACCUCUGCCUGUCUUGUUCCCCUUCCCUCCAUCAUCAGCUCACUGGCAAUAGAGAUUGUUCCUCUAUACAACCCUCAUCCCCAAUGUCCAUUCACUGACCUGGAUCAGUUUUGUUGUCAUGCUUGUAACCGUGGUGAUCAAGAGAGUGGAGCAGGAUUGGCUGACUAGGGGUCAGUCAGUCCGCCAGGCAGGCAGGCAGUAAACUGCACACUGUUGCUACGGCGGAAGAACUCGCUAGCCUCUCUGGAGUUGUGUACAGUUCAUUUUUCUUUUUUUCCUUUUGUAAGUUUUCUUUUUUUUAAAAAAAAACAACAACAUGGUAAUGCUGUAGAAACACAGGAAAUAUCUGACUUUAAGUGAAUAUCUGAGUUUCUUGUCUCAUGGUUCCAUUUGCACUGUUAGACUCGGUCUCCUGCCCCCAUGGCAUCCUGUGUGUCCAUACAUGCCCUCGCAGACGCGCCGCCUCCCCCUGUCCGCUGCCCCCUGCCCGGUGUAUAUAUCACUCACCUCCGUCAUGUGCUGCGUUCCAGACAACUCGAACGCCGGAGGUCGGACUUCAAUUCCAACCUUGAGGUUGGGGUAGAUCUACUUACCCCAGGGAGUUCAGAAGAGAACUUCGACUUCAAGUGGUGUUCCAUUGUACUUUUUCCCUGUAGGUCCGAAUUUCGACUUCCGAGUUGCCUGGAAUGCAGCAUUAUUCUUCUUUCGUUCUCAUUUCCAUCACUCUAUUUUUUUAAUGUAAAUAAUUCUAGUUCAACAACCUCUGGACGCAAGGCAAAAUGGAACUAAGCAGUGAUUAUGGGGGGGAAAAACAUGAUGCCCUGAAUUGAAAAAAAGUAUAUAUUAUAUAUAUGUGUAUGAUGUAAAAUUCUAAAAUGAAAUUCAAUAAAAAUGAGAAAAUGAUGUA
Molecule: messenger RNA, 3217 nt
Organism: Sardina pilchardus (European sardine)
Lineage: Eukaryota; Metazoa; Chordata; Actinopteri; Clupeiformes; Clupeidae
Gene: rnf115a
Product: ring finger protein 115a
Exons: 9
Coding region: 10-981 (323 amino acids)
Biological process (GO): protein ubiquitination
Cellular component (GO): cytoplasm
Molecular function (GO): ubiquitin protein ligase activity
Source: RefSeq, a predicted model, not a curated record